AUGGCCGUGGAACCCUCGGCGCCCAGCGACCUGCAGGUGGCCUCGGCUGGUGCCGAGGAGGUCCUAUGCAGUUGGAAGCCACCGCAGGACAACGGCGGGGAGCCCGUGCUGCACUACGUCUUGGAGUACGCGCCGGAGCCACUCUUCAACACCUGGCAGGAAGAUGGGCCCUACCCGGACAACACCCAGUUCACAAAGACGAUCUUCAACCUGGGGCAGGGGCUGGUGUAUCAGUUCCGGAUCCGUGCCGUGACCAAUGCCGGAGGUGGCUCCUACUCCAACGUGGUGUCGCAGGUCGUCGGCACCGCUCCGACGGCUGCACCAAGUGGCCUCACGAGGGCCUCCACCACCUCGGUGUCCUUGACCUGGGCCUGGUCGCCACUGCCCGUGGCGCAGACCGGUGGGGCACCCCUGGGCGGCUACCGCCUCUACAUGAACACUGGCCGGGACGAUGUGACCUCCUUGGUCUACGACGGCAGCGACAAGCCUUCGGCCACGGAGUUCACGGCCACCUCCCUGGUCUGCGGCAGAGUCUACAAGGCCGAGGUGUCCGCCGUGACCAGCAUCGGGGAAGGCCCCCGCAGCUCCAUGGCAGCUUUCAAGCUGGCGCACACGCCAUCGCAGCCCCGGUCGGCGCGAGUGUUGGCCAGCAGCACGGGCUCCAUCACGCUGGCCUGGGACAUCCCCGAGAGCACGGGCUGCACAGAGCUUGAGUACUACCGCAUCGAGCGCGACAUGGGUCAAGGCUUUGAGCCUGUCGCAAAUGUGUCGACGCCGAUUCAAACCUACACCGACACUGGAGAUUUGAGUCCUGGCCAAAUGUACAUCUACCGCAUCGCGGCCCGCAACGAUGCGCUGGAUUACUUCGGACCACACAGCUCGCAU
Symbiodinium sp. CCMP2456 is the source of this 885-nucleotide messenger RNA. Lineage: Eukaryota; Dinophyceae; Suessiales; Symbiodiniaceae. The record is from the annotation of a GenBank genome assembly.